AAAGAUGUAAAGAUGUUUUGAUUUCGUGAAAGAUUUGUUUAUCAUUUAGUGAGCUGGUUUAUAAUUCGGUAUUUUCUAAAUCAAUGAUCUUAAGGAACAGGUCGUGUCGUCGAAAACCUGUCCUUUACCAUUAUUUCCUUAAACGCGUUAGGGAAAUAUCUGUUUUUAAAUUUACAUUUUUCUGUUUUCAAACAAACUGAAGCUCAUUGAAGGACGCGGUUGGUGAAUUCUAGAAACGUCAAAUUGAUCAUAAUUAAACGUAAACAAAAUGUCGGAAAGAAAGGUCUUGAAUAAAUACAUUCCACCGGACUAUGAUCCCUCAAUCCCCCCUCCAAAAAAGAAGAAAAACCAUGGGCCUAAUGGAGGAAGAACGACCGUGCGUCUGAUGUUGCCUUUCUCAAUGAAAUGCCAUACGUGUGGUGAAUACAUUUACAAAGGAAAGAAGUUCAAUGCUCGAAAAGAAAAGACUGGAGAAAAAUACUUUUCGAUUGAUAUUCUAAGGUUUUACAUUCGGUGUACCCGAUGUGCAGCAGAAAUUACUUUUGUCACUGAUCCUAAACAUGCCGAUUAUGCCGCAGAAAGAGGUGCGUCUAGAAAUUUUGAGCCUUGGAGAGAGGAAAAAUUACAAGCCUAUGAGGAGAGUGAAUUAAAUGAAAGUGGCGCUUUACCUGAAGAGGAUGAAAUGGAAAAAUUAGAACAACGGACAAUGGAUACCAAGAGGCAAAUGCAAAUGAGUGAUGCUCUUGAUGAUUUACGAGAGAGAAGCACAAAACGCUCAAGGGUAAAUGUUGAUGAUGCCAUCACAUUGUUGCGCGAUGAUUCUUAUGGCACAAUGGACAACGACGAGCGUCUGCGGCAAGAGCAAGAAGAAAAAGAAAUUGAAAAGGAAGCUCAGUCAUUGUUUACUUCUCAAGAUGGAGAGUUGGUUCGUAGGAUUUCUCCCGAUGAACCGAAAGAAGUUCCAAAAACAGUCGGGCGUGUUUCCCCAACAUUGCCGACAUCUCAGCUUCCAAAGUUUCAGGCCCCUAAACGAGCUGAAAGACGAAAAGUCGAGAAAAAGAAAGUUGUGGUCUAAUUCAUUUUUUACGUUUUUUAUAUUUAUUUAUUGUCUUUCUUUCGCCCUGUACUUUUAAUUGAAUUUUUGCGGCUGCACUUCUACUUUCUUUCUUAUUCAUUGUGAUUCCGCGUUUCUCUUCCUGUUCAAGAACGUUACAUUGCUAAUCGUAAUCAUGUGUACGCCUAUUACUUCUUAACGUUAUUAACUCCUUCUUGGUCUCUUGUCAUAUUCGCCUGUAAUUAGUCGUUUAAGUGGAUACAAAAAUAAAACUUUAUAAUAUGUCGAUAUUUACUUUUUCUUUAAUAUUACGAUGUUUGGUUGUUAGUAUUUUAUUAUUUUCCUAGUUUUGAAGACAUAAAUUCAUGCCAUAUAGCUGGUAACCAAAAGAAGUCUACACAGAUAAAAAUUAUUUACAAAAUUAUUAAUUUCAAUAUAUGUAUAUGUAGUUUGU
This is a messenger RNA of Schizosaccharomyces octosporus yFS286, 1508 nucleotides long. Its product is annotated as splicing factor. The transcript has a single exon. Gene Ontology annotation, cellular component: U2-type catalytic step 1 spliceosome. The record is from RefSeq and is a predicted model, not a curated record. Lineage: Eukaryota; Fungi; Ascomycota; Schizosaccharomycetes; Schizosaccharomycetales; Schizosaccharomycetaceae. Gene Ontology annotation, biological process: mRNA splicing, via spliceosome. Bases 269 to 1075 code for a protein of 268 amino acids.